This is a messenger RNA of Octodon degus (degu), 918 nucleotides long. RefSeq names its product olfactory receptor 8K3-like. The coding region runs from base 1 to 918 and encodes 305 amino acids. NCBI's taxonomy places the organism in Eukaryota, Metazoa, Chordata, Mammalia, Rodentia, Octodontidae. The transcript is spliced from 2 exons. The record is from RefSeq and is a predicted model, not a curated record. Gene Ontology annotation, molecular function: olfactory receptor activity; G protein-coupled receptor activity; odorant binding. Gene Ontology annotation, biological process: sensory perception of smell; G protein-coupled receptor signaling pathway. Gene Ontology annotation, cellular component: membrane.
AUGCUCGUGAAGGAGCACAACAUCACGGUGGUGACGGAAUUCAUCCUGCUGGGCAUCACAGAUCAUCCUGAGCUACAGGCCCCACUCUUUGUGCUGUUCCUCGUCAUCUACCUGACCUCGCUGGUGGCCAACCUGGGCAUGAUCGUCCUCACCCAGCUGCACCCCCAGCUGCAAACCCCCAUGUACUUUUUCCUCAGACACCUGGCUCUCACUGAUCUUGGCUAUUCCACAGCUGUGGGACCCAAAAUGCUGGUAAAUGUUGUUGAAGACGAAAAUACAAUCUCCUAUUCUUUUUGUGCCACACAGCUAGCUUUCUUUAUUGUGUUCAUUAUUAGUGAGCUUUUCAUCCUGUCUGCGAUGUCCUAUGACCGCUACGUGGCCAUUUGUAACCCUCUCCUCUACACUGUCAUCAUGUCCCCAAGAGUGUGUUGGGUGCUAGUAGUGAUUCCUUACCUCUAUUGCACAUGUGUGUCUCUUCUAAUUACCAUAAAGAUUUUCACCUUAUCCUUCUGUGGACACAAUCUCAUCAGUCAUUUCUACUGUGACAGUGUCCCCUUGUUGUCAUUGCUCUGCUCAGAUGCUCAUGAAGUUGAAAUGAUAAUUCUGAUCUUGUCCAUUUUUAAUUUGAUUUCCUCUCUUCCAGUUAUCCUCGUGUCCUACCUGCUCAUCUCCAUAGCCAUUCUCAGGAUGAAGUCCGCAGAGGGCAGGCGCAAAGCCUUCUCCACUUGUGGGUCUCACCUGACUGUGGUUACUGUGUUCUAUGGGACACUGAUAUUUAUGUAUGUGCAGCCCAGGGCCAGUCACUCCAGUGACUCCACUGACAAAGUGGCUUCUGUAUUUUACACUCUUGUCAUCCCCAUGCUGAAUCCAAUUCUCCUAGCAUUAAGGCAAAAAAUGCAAAAUAUGCAUGUUAGCUAA